UGACACUUCCUGCGCGCUAAAGUUGUAAGAGAUUCUUUUUUACGCCUCACGAAAUGACAGCCACCACAAGCUAAAAGAAGACUUUAGCAUUUUAUGAUUGUUGAUCUAAAAUGAAUACCUGCUAUCGGGAAUCUAUCAAAUCUGGGUGAAAAGUUCCGAAGGAGGACAGUGGUCUAAUAUGCAGCAUUCAAGCAACCACAUCGCAACAAAACACCAUUGACUCUGGUAGCAAAGUUCAUUUAGGAUUUUCUAGUUAUUCCGAUAUCUUAGGUUCGGUUUAAAAAUGUCAGACAGAUACAAUGAUGUCAAAAUUCUUCUUAAAGACUGGGAGCGCGCAUUUUUACAGGAACAAAAGCGAAAACCCAACAAGGAUGACAUUGACAAAGCCCCUGAGGAGACUAAAAAGCUCUACAAAGAAUAUCGUACCUUGAAAGAAGCUAAAGAGAACAAUACUAGUAAACAUGAAGUACCAACACAAACCCCAGAGACCAACAUCACAGCCAAGGAGCCAGACUGCUGGGGAUCCCACCUGAGCCGCAAGAACAUGCCUGUUGCUCCUCCGAAGCUCACCCCAAAAGAGAAGGAAUCUUUGCAGGCCUCUGCUCAGUACUUUGGCAUGAAGCUGAAAUUAAAUCUCGGGUCUUUGACCAAGGACAGACCAGUGACCCUGAAAAAGUCCCUCACUCCCCGGAGAACACCACUGAAAACGUGGAAGGAUAGCCAGGAGGAAUCGUGUCCCCCAGCAUUAACUGCUAAUGUUGAACUGCCUCUUCCCAAACCAGCCAACACGUGCCCAGACCCCAGUGCCACGCCUGUGCAAACGGCCAGCACAGGCUUGAACGAGGAGCCAUAUGAGCCUUUCAUGUCUCCACCAGCCUUCACCCCGUCCAAAGCACGGUGCCCUACUACGCCUGGUGCCUCCGCCAGCCUGGCACAGAGAGCCCAGCAGCUGCGCCAGUCGGUGAGCAAGCGUCUGUUGUCUGUGGACCACGGCUGGCUGCAGCGCUGUCAGGUGUUUGACGAAAUGGAUGACAGGGAGCGGCCGGUCGCAGGCAACGUGGAGAAGAAGGAGGAGGAGAAUUCUGGCGAGUCGAGCAGUGGCCACGCUCCAUCGCCUCGUGCAGCCGCCGCGGCCGAGUUGACGCCGGCCUGUGCCAGCCCGAAUAAACCAGCUCCCGCGGGAGAUGGAGCGGCCAGGAACGCCCCAGCCCGUCCGCGGCCUCCAGACGACAGGCCACAGAUGGGUGGCGUAACGUCUCCGGUCGGAGCUGCCUGUCUCUGGGCCGAGGGCCACGGCUCCUCAUUAGGGCCCAAUGAUGGAGGAGGAGGAGAAGGAGAUGGGGAUGGAGAAACCAGACCUGGUCUCGGAGGAGCAGAAGGAGCGGAGCGGGUCAGAGCGGAGCGGGCCAGUGGCACCGGCACCGCCAAGAAGCCCCGUGCGCGAGCCAGGAAAAGACAGGAGGAAGACGAGGAGGAGGAAGAGACUGAGCAGGCGAAGGAGCAAGGUAAGGAACUGAGGUCGAAGAAGGGGCCGCAAAGAAAGGGCCGAAAGAGGCCGAGGGACGACGACGGAGGAGAGGAGGAGGAGGGAAAAGGAGACGGGGAACAGAAACCAGGAGACGAAGGAGAUGAAAAGAGGGGCACAGCCAAGAAGAGGAGGAGGACGACCAAAAAGGGAGAGACGACAAGCGCUUCAGACAGCCCCAAAAAAGCCAGGGCUCCACGUGGGCGGAAACAGAAGGCCAGAGGAAACGGAGGAGACGGCAGCGACCCCGAGGAGCAGGAGGAGGAGGAGGAGAAGAAGAAAGCGCUAAAGCAGAAGCCCGCGAAGCCCCCCCAGGAGAACCUGCUGGGGGAGGUGGACGAGGAGGACGCACGGGCCGCCUCCUCCUCCUCCAGGGUGAAGAACACCAUGAGGCCAAGAGGCACCAAAAAUACAGACGCCAACUUUGUGAAAAUCAACUUGAAGAAAAAGUCUCAUGUCAAAGGAUAUGCCUUAAGGGGGGCUGGACUUCGUAAACAGAUGUACAUGCAGAAAUUCCAGCUGAAGGGUGAGCGCUUUGGAGGGCCCGGAUUUCGAGGUGGAGGUCGAGGCCGAGGCCGGGGAGGCUUUAGCGGUUUCAAUCGCCAAGGAGAUACGUGCUUUAAGUGUGGAGGCACAGGCCACUGGGCUAUGAACUGCAUGGGUAGAGCUCCGGCUCCUGCGGUGGACAGUGGCGCCGCUGACGGUGCGACUCCCGAGGAAGAGGAGCCAUUCGAGCUGCCCACCCUGGAGGAGGUUGCCCGGGCGACUGGAACUCUGCGUUCGGAGCCCAUAGUGGUAGCACCCCCACCACCGAAUGUGGGAGAUGAGGCAGAUGACCAGGAGGACAAGCAGGAAGAGGUCCUGCUGAAUGUGAUCAGACCGGACUAUGAGCGGCCUCCCCCACCGCCUCCAAUGGAGCCCCUCUAUGGCCUCAAUGAGGAUGGCAAAGUCAGAGCUGCUCCAGAGGAAGUCUUGGAGGCCCUCAGGGACUUUGGAUACAAAUCCUUCAGGCCCGGACAGGAGGUGGCCAUAAUGCGAAUCCUAUCUGGCUUGUCUACACUUGUGGUGUUGUCAACUGGGAUGGGCAAAUCCCUGUGCUACCAGCUCCCAGCGUAUCUCUAUGCCCAGAGGUCCAACUGCAUCACACUUGUGGUCUCUCCUCUGGUCUCCCUCAUGGAUGAUCAGCUGUCAGGGUUGCCUCCCAGUCUCAAGGCUGCUGCCAUUCACUCUAACAUGUCAAGGAAACAGAGGGAAACUGCCAUAGAAAAGGUGAAGGCAGGCCAGGUGCAUGUGCUGCUGCUCUCCCCCGAGGCGCUGGUGGGUGGGGGCCACUCAGGCGCAGGCUGCCUGCCCCCAGCUGACCAGCUCCCCCCAGUGGCGUUUGCCUGCAUCGACGAGGCCCACUGCGUGUCCGAGUGGUCCCACAACUUCAGGCCCUGCUACCUCCGACUGUGCAAGGUGCUGAGGGACCGUCUGGGGGUUCGCUGUCUGCUGGGUCUGACGGCCACGGCCACUCUCUCCACGGCCCUGGACAUCGCACAGCAUCUGGACAUCACAGACCAGGAUGGCAUCGCCGUGCGCUCCGCUGCCGUGCCACACAACCUGCAGCUGUCUGUCUCCAUGGACCGAGAUAAGGAUCAGGCCCUGGUGACUCUGCUGAAGGGUGAGCGUUUUGGGGCGCUGGAGUCCAUCAUCGUCUACUGCACCAGGCGGGAGGAGACCACGCGCAUCUCGGCACUUCUGCGCACCUGCCUGCAGGGGGUGACCGUCAAGGAGCCCGCCGUCCCCCGUAAAGAGAUGGAGGACAAUCCUGUGGGCAGGAAGAAGAAAGCUUUGGCCAGGAAGAAGAUCCGCAAGCCGCUGAAGUGGAUCGCUGAGUCCUACCACGCAGGAAUGUCCGCUUCGGAGAGACGCCGCGUCCAGAACAACUUCAUGUGCGGCGAGCUGCGGGUUGUGGUGGCCACCGUGGCCUUCGGCAUGGGCCUGGACAAGUCCGACGUACGCGGCAUCAUCCACUACAACAUGCCCAAGAGCUUCGAGAGCUACGUGCAGGAGAUUGGGCGCGCCGGACGAGACAGCGAGCCUGCCCACUGUCACCUCUUCCUAGACCCCGAGGGUGGGGACCUGCAUGAGCUGCGAAGGCACAUCUACUCAGACACUGUGGACUACAUCACUGUGAAGAAGCUCGUACAGAAGGUGUUCCCACCUUGCAAGUGCAGACAGAUUCAUCAGAAGCAUCAGGAAAUGGCUAAGGCCAUGGAAGUGGACGAUGACGAGAUGCUUGAGAUGAUGGACGCUUGUGAAGAAACCCAAGAUGGGCAAGGGCAGCAGAAAGAGACAGAGGCACCUGAAGAUAUGCCCAUGGAGGAGACGCCUGACCAGACCACCGGCAGAGAGGAGCAGAGUCUCCCGCCAAGCACAGCAGCAACAGCCCAACCCCAGACCAUCUCUCACACUGACCACAAGGACAUGGCAGAGAUGCCUGAAGAGGAGAGCAAGGAGGAGACAACUGAGGGAGAGAAGGAACUGACCGUCACAGAGAGAGUCUGUCACACCCACGAGAGGGCUAUCCCAAUGCAGGACACGGUAGAGGCCCUGGACAUCACAGAAGAAGGUCUGGAGACGCUGCUGUGCUACCUGGAGCUGCACCCCCAGCGCUGGGUGGAGCUGCUCCACCCGACCCUCUCCCACUGUAACCUGCAGUGCUAUGGAGGCUCCCAACAGCUGCGCAAACUCACCAAAAUCUGUCCCCCCAUCGCCGUGGCCCUGGCGCGGAUGAGGAUGGCAGGGGAGCGCGUGGAGAGCUGCAGCUCGCUGGACUUCGACGUGGUGGAGCUGGCCGACACCAUGGGCUGGCAGUUGUACCUGGUCAAGAAAGGACUGCGGCAGCUCCAGUGGGGCUCUGGGUCGUUUGGUGGCACAGGGAGGACUGGCAUCCAUGUCGAGUUCAGCAGCCUGUCCUUCUACUUCCGUUCCUACGGUGACCUAAGCCCGGACGAGAUGGACCAGGUGUGUGCGUUCCUGCACGGGCGUGUGGUGGCCCAGGAGAGGACACAACUCUACCAACUCAAAGCCUGUUUCAAAGCCUUUCGCAGUGUUGCAUACCGGAACUGCAGCUUCUGCAUGGAUGAGCUGGACGAGGAGAGGAGCCUGAAACUCAAAGAGCUGCUGAGUGAGUACUUCGACAAGAGGAGAGAUCUGGACCUGAGCAAAGAGUUCCAGCAGGAUGAGGACGAAGAGGACAACUCGCUUAACAAAUUCAAGAUGAAAGAUUGGGAGGGCCAGAUUCGUGCCGACAUCCGAGGUUUCCUGGCCAAUCGCAGCGACGAGAAGUUCUCUGGAAGGGCAGUGGCAAGGAUAUUCCAUGGAAUUGGGAGCCCAUGCUAUCCUGCCCAGAUUUAUGGCAGGGACCGUCGGUACUGGAGGAAGUACAUUCAGUUUGAUUUCAAUGAAAUCAUCCGCUUUGCCACACAAGAAAUAAUAAGGACAAAAUGAUGAGAGGAUGAACUUGAAUGGCUUUUUUGAGUCACCAUUUUAUAGUGAACUUGAUUGUGCUGCUCUCUGUAUAUAUGUAUCUGUUAGUGUACAUUUUUAGAGUUGUAUAAUGUGUAUGAUGUUUUUGUGCUUUGAAGUAUUUUCAUAUGAAUAAAAUGUGGAUUUUU
Messenger RNA from Alosa sapidissima (American shad), 5187 nucleotides. It is a transcript of the gene recql4, whose product is annotated as RecQ helicase-like 4. Gene Ontology annotation, molecular function: ATP binding; nucleic acid binding; four-way junction helicase activity. Gene Ontology annotation, biological process: DNA replication; telomere maintenance; double-strand break repair via homologous recombination. Gene Ontology annotation, cellular component: nucleus; chromosome; cytoplasm. The transcript is spliced from 24 exons. The record is from RefSeq and is a predicted model, not a curated record. Bases 284 to 5020 code for a protein of 1578 amino acids. NCBI's taxonomy places the organism in Eukaryota, Metazoa, Chordata, Actinopteri, Clupeiformes, Clupeidae.